AUGGAAAGGUACUUCAUGCCUGUGCGUGGUUCCCCGGAGGAUGAGGUCAAAAUUCACAAACUUUACCAUCCCAUAGCUCGUCAGCAUCCUCACAACCAUUAUUACCACCACAACCAAUAUCACCAGCAAGGAUCACACAGUCAUAGCUCUUCAAGCAGUCAUGGGAAACACAGUGAUAGUCAUGAUCUCCAUCACCAUGACAACAAGCAUCAUCAUCAUAGGCAUCCCAAAGUGGCUGCAGAGCACCAUGGUUUCACUAAAAGAUCUUCCUCCAGCCUGUCUUCCUCCUCUUCCCCUUCUUCGUCUCCCUCCUGGACUUCAGUACCCAGCUUGGAUGAUGAGAUGUAUCUUAUGUACAACAAACCCCAGCAUUCCUUAUCGUGCUCCAACAUCCCAGAGGUCCAGUGGAAAAUUCAUGACAGAGAAUGUGAGGACUUUAAUUAUGAUCACAGACAUCAAUUACAUUUUCAAAAUCAGAAGCAGCGCCACAGCCUAGAAGAUUCUGGCCAGCUGCUCCCUAUUUCUCAGCAUGGAAGUAAGACACCAAAACUCUGCCGGGCUCACAGCAAAAGUGAGGAGGGUCUCCAGCAAAGUAAGCCCAGAGACUGUUACUCUGAAAAACAUCACCAAAUAGACCAUGGUGCACUGUACAAGACUGCAAGUCUGAAUGUUGAAAACACUCAAAGGGGCAGAAGUGGACCCAAAAAGGCUGCAUCAUCUCUUCAUUUGCCAAGCAAAGGCAUUCUGAAAAACAAGGAUGAGGGCCAGAAAGGAGGCAACUUCAGAAAGGUUAGGUCUUUGGAAGUGCUCUCCACCAGGGUGAAAGUCAUAGAAACAUCCAAGCAAAGCUCCAUGGAAGCAGCGAGGAACAGCUUUGUGAAAGGGAAGAUUCAGUUCUCUGCAUUUCUGAAUGAGAUCACCAAACAGGUUAUCAGUCCCUCCACACUUAACUCUCUUGGUGUCACAACACAGACACCACAAAAAUCUCCUAAUGAAGAACACAAACAGUACGGUGCCAGGCAAAAACAGGACAGUGUCAUGCCGCAACCUAAACAGCAGCCCAUUAGAGCUGAGAGACCUGAUUCAGGAAAGACUGAUUCUGAUUUCAUCUCACACCCACGACUCAAGAAAUCCCACCCAGGCAAACACUACACCCAAAACUUUAGCAGUCCUCGUGCCCCACCACCCCGCCACCCUUCUAAAACUGAAAGACAAGGGGCUACUUCAGACAAACAGCACCACAGGCAAUAUUCUCAGCUGCUCGCUGAUGGUACCAGCACCAGCCCAGAGCCUAUCCAGAGACACCUCUCUAAACACAAAGGAUGCCAUCAAAGCAGUCAUGGCCCAUCCAUGCAUUUACAUACAAAGCAGGAGCACAAGCGUUCCUCUCCUCCUCUCCGAGCCACUGGGUUGGAUUCAGAGUCUCCAUCAAGAAAGUCAUCCACCGAGAAAAGAGACAGACCCAAACACACAGGACACCGGAGGCACUCUGAGCCACACAGAGAUCCAUUCAGUGCUGUGAACAAAGUUCAGCUGCUGGAGCACUACAACAAAGAGCUGAAUGAGAACCUGUUGCAGACUGUGGCAUGCAUUGAGAACAUGGAGACCGAAUUGCAGUGUGCCAAGUUGGAGUUGGCCAACUUCAAAGAGAAAUACAGAAGGCUUCAGGAGAGCUAUUCUGUUUCUCAGCAAGCAAAUAGUGUUCUGGAGCAGAAACUCAAAUCUAUGGUAGACAGCUUGGACUCAGAAAGGAAGUUCAUCAUGCAGAGAGUUGUGGAUCUGACUAAACAGCUGGAGACUGCACAGAAGACCAUCAACUCUCUAGAAAACAUCAAUGUUCCCUCUUUGAUUAGAGAGUUGUUGAAAAAGAAUGUAGACACUCAGGAAGCAAUGGAACACUUGUAUCCCCAAACAUCCCCAGUCCAAUCUGACAGUGGCCAAUCAAGUGCUCAAGACAACCCAUCAUCUGUUGGAAGGGGGGAAGAAAGAGUCUUUGAAUGGUCACAGACUGGACAGAAAUGCUCUGAUGCCAGCCAACAGCCUGCUACAGCAUUUUUGCCAUGGAAACAUAAUCAUGAUUUGUGCUCAGGGCCAGAGCUGCUUGGGGUUAAAGGAAGUGACUCACAACGUCCUUUCUCUCUUACUCCAAAUGAUGCACCAAUCUACAAAACGAUGGCAGAUGCAAAGGGUCCAAGGCAUGAAGUGCAUCAAUUAGGCAUCAAUACAGAUAUUCGCACUGUUGCCAUGCCAACCUACAGUUGUGUUGAUAUUCCUCCAAAUCCAUAUAACCUAGAUGACAUGGGGCUCAAUAUACAGACAGGUGAUGGGACAAGAAGAGAGGGUAUUGUCACUGUGGGGAAAGACCCCAAUGUUGCCACCUAUUUUACAACGCAGAGGAUGCUGGAUCAUUUGUUGAGCCAUAUUCCUCCACCCCCAACAUACGAUGGAGAGGGGAAACAGACAGGAACUGGGGUCAGGGAACUAGCGGAAGGACAUUAAUGACAUUAAAUUUGAGGUCUUUUCCAGUUAACUGUAAAAGAACCGGUUUAAAGUUAGCAUUAGGGUUAGGCUUGGUUGAAUCUAUAUAAAUGUGUGUACACCAUUUGAUUUUGUACCAUACCUUAUUUUCCUGGUGUCCUGAUUUAAUUUGUACCAGAGAAUAUUUAGCAGAGAUGGGCCACUUCUAUUAAAAUGAAUGGGAGAAACUGGAACGCCCAACAGUCAGCGGAUGUAGAAAGGAAGUCUCGCCUUAAAGGUAAAAGAGCCAGUCACCUUUUAGAUGCAGAUAUCGCCUGUCAAUCAACUCAAGAAUGUGCAUUUGCAUUAGCUAGACAAGCCAAGAAAAUGUAAUUUUUUUUGCGUAAUCUGAGGUAAAGAAGCACAAUUUAUGAUACCAGUGUUGUCCGAAUUUACUGCUGAUUUGAAAUAUGUUCUUUGAUCGUAAUCUUGACCAACCAUUUUGAAGAUUUAUGUCUUUCCCCAUUCAAGGAGAUAGGAGCUGCACUUUCAUGACUGGAAAUAGCUUCCCGGAAGCAUUUCAAAAAUGGCGGCCAGUGGACUGACUUGCUAGAAAGACUUUGUUUGUACCCAGAGGAAAUUGUUAUUGCUCAUAGUUCACACGAGAAAUAGACAUGUUGCUUUCCGAAUGUUCAUGUACUCUGAAAUCAACCCCAUUCUGCCGAAUUAUUGACAAGUGCCAUCUGCCAUCAGACAUUUUUGCAUCAAUUAAAUUGUCAUAACUUUUCCCUCUGUCGCUAAUGAUCACAUGUUGUGCAAGAAACAAGGAAACCAGUAAGUAAUCACUAUCACAUAUACAAUGGUAUACAGCAGUUAAAAUUACAUUUCAACUCUACUGACGGUUAGGUUUAGGGUUGGGCUUGGGUUAGUUAAUUUACGUUUUGAAGGAGGAGGAAUAACGGCGAAUUUGAGGUUGUGUUCAAGACAUUUCACGCCUGAAUUGCUGAGGUGAUCACUACUGAAUACAACAUGCCUCAGAUGCCUCUGGAGUUUAUUUAGAUUUUUUAUAGCAGAUAUCUUGGGAUGUACAGCAUGAGUAAGUGUUUUUUUCCUUUUAAAUUUAGUGUAUUGUGAUUCAAAAUCUGAAAAUAUUGUGAUCUUUUCGUGCAUCUUUUCUUAAUGGCUACAGCCUCAUCUAAAGCAAAGACCAUGAUGUGCUUGUGCACUUAUGUUUUCAGUUUGAUGUGUUGAGAUCAGUGUUUAACUUCCCUGGUAACUGGCUCUGGCUCGAGCAGCAUGGUGAAAGAGGUGUGUGUUUGUGUCAACUGCAAACUCACUUUGAGAUCUGCCUCCAUUCCUGUAUACAACGCCCACAUUUCAGAAUCCAAUCAACAAACGAUGGAUAAAAUCAAGUCCCCACCCUACAUUUUUAUUUUGUUCAAUAAGCCAUUUUACACAGAAAUACAUCACAAUACGAAAGUAAAGUCAGUUGAAACUUCCAUUUCAGCAGCAGAUCAUUCUACUACUACUACUACUACUGACACCGAAUUUAUAGUACAUUCAGUCUGCAGAGUGUGCUCUUUCAAAGUACAGGACGGCUCAGUGUUGUCUUAAAUGUUUCUCCUAAAAUUUUUUUGAAAUAAAAAGAGACACAAAUGAAAAAAUUGUUGACAUAGAGUGAGAAUAUAGAGCUAUAAAACUAAUGUGGCUAGCAUAGCUCUGAUAGUGAUGAGAAAUUAGUUCAUAUUGAAAACUCUGACUUUAAAUUGUCAGCUCUGGGCACAGUUUGUGACAUUGCUAGGAUCUUUUUUCAGGAGAAAAAUCUGAGAAGCAGGAGACUUAAAGGUGCAUUUAAUAGUAUGUUGCAGUGGCUUACAUUGGCUUACACUGACACCUAGUAGCUUGGAUGCUGCAUUAUUCAAACACAGUAGUUUUCAGAUGCCAUUGUAGAAAUUCACUAUGCACAGAAAACCAUGAUUAAUUUAAUCUAUGAAUGAAUGUGUCAAAUAACAGGACAGUUACUGAGAAUGAGCGAGUAGUAUUCGUCUGGUCAUGUGAUUCUAAAAUGGCAGCCCCCAUGAGGCGCCCCUGCUCCAUGUAGAAUAAAACAGCUUUUAUAAGGUUACUGAUAUGACUAAAGUCUUCAUCUCACAUAAAUGGUCAUGAUUUUAUAAAUAUGUUUCAAAAUUAAUUUGAAUUUCUUUAGGAGUAAAAUGUUUUAUAUGAGGAUAACAUUUCUGAGUGCACCUUUAAGCAAAAGUCUCCAUUUGAUCUCCAUUUAAACUCAUUGCUUCCUACGAGCUGAAAUAUUAUUAUUAUUUUUUAGUAGUUUAAUGCAUAUGGGAUAUGUAUCCUCUAUAUUUGUGUGACUGAAAGGUAUAUUGUUAUACCUGUUUGCACUUUCCCCCCCAAAGUAUCAUAUUAAAUCUUAACUCACAUUUUUCUAAUGGUAUUGGCGUUAACACGGUUUACUGUUUAUAAUCUUCUGAGUUAAAGUGAUACAUUUGAUCUCUUACUUUUUUUAUGUUUGACAGCCUUAUUUGUGCUUAUAAAAAUAAAAAUAAAACUUAUGUAAAUUCAUAAUGACAAUUAAUUAUUGUAAAUUUUUACUCAUAUUCACUCCAUUCUGGUUCCAUUUGUUGUAUUCACUAACAUGUAGUUGAUCUAGAUGCAUAACUAGUAGAAUGUCAUUUUCAAAUAAGAAGACUUGGUCUUUUUAUGGUAGAGAACAGUGAUGCACCAUGCAGUUUGACUGUAGAAUAUUCUCUCUCUCAUUUACAUAAAAUAAAAUACAUUUUAUUUUCCUUAUGUCCUGCUUCAAUGGCAAUAAGUUAAUAAAGUAUUUUUGUUCCACAAUAAUAAUUAUCUUUUUCACUGAACAUCCAGGCCUUCAGGGUGAAAAUGGGAGUCAUUCUGUCUAAUCUACUCUUUUCUGUUAAUCUUAGUCUAUGUUUCUCUAUUUUACCUGUUACCACAGUCCAUUACAGAGCACACCUUGAGUAAAACCCUCCUUCUUGCACUCUGUCAAGCAUCUCCAAGGGCAGGUUUGCUUAGAGGACAUUGGC
This is a messenger RNA of Myxocyprinus asiaticus (Chinese sucker), 5522 nucleotides long. RefSeq lists its product as uncharacterized. Gene Ontology annotation, cellular component: trans-Golgi network. The record is from RefSeq and is a predicted model, not a curated record. The coding region runs from base 1 to 2499 and encodes 832 amino acids. The transcript is spliced from 7 exons. Lineage: Eukaryota; Metazoa; Chordata; Actinopteri; Cypriniformes; Catostomidae. Gene Ontology annotation, biological process: Golgi organization.